Amphiprion ocellaris (clown anemonefish) is the source of this 2724-nucleotide messenger RNA. It is a transcript of the gene ttpal, whose product is annotated as tocopherol (alpha) transfer protein-like. Gene Ontology annotation, molecular function: phosphatidylinositol bisphosphate binding. The record is from RefSeq and is a predicted model, not a curated record. Gene Ontology annotation, cellular component: membrane. Lineage: Eukaryota; Metazoa; Chordata; Actinopteri; Pomacentridae. The transcript has 6 exons. Bases 117 to 1190 code for a protein of 357 amino acids.
UGAUUUUUAACACAGAGGUUUUGUUGUUUGGAGUCGUUGCAGCUAUUUUUUAAAAGCCAUUUAAAACGUGGCAAUGAGUGCCCAUUAAAGUCAUCUAUGUCUGCCGUUGAGGGUUCAUGUUAAACGCAUUUUCGGCUUCACCCAGCCAGUCCAUGGCCGAUCAGCAUGAGACCAUCAACCUCAACAGUCCUCCAGUGGACCCCUCAGCAGCUGCAGCACACAGCUGGUUCCCUGGGCCCCCUCCACCCAUCUAUUCCUGUACCCUGACCCCUGAACUGGUGGCCAAGGCACGAGAGGAGCUUCAGGAAAAGCCAGAGUGGCGUCUCCGGGAUGUUCAAGCACUGAGAGACAUGAUACUGAAGGAGCAGCCCAACCUCAGGACCCGACUGGACGACAGCUUCCUCCUGCGCUUCCUGCGGGCCAGGAAGUUCGACUAUGACCGAGCCCUGCAGCUGCUACUCAAUUACCACGCAGGCCGUAAGGCUUGGCCGGAGGUCUUCCAGGACCUGAAGCCGUCCACAGUAAAACAUGUCCUGGACCUGGGCUUUCUCACAGUCCUGCCACAGCCAGACCCCAAUGGAAGAUACAUCCUCUGUCUCCGACCAGGAAAAUGGAAACCAAAUGAUUAUCCAUUUGUUGACAAUGUGAGAGCCAUUUAUCUGACUCUGGAGAAGCUGAUCCAGCCGGAGGAAACGCAGGUUAACGGUAUUGUCAUCUUAGCCGACUACACUGGAGUGGGCAUGUCACAAGCGUCCAAUCCGGGCCCGUUCCUUGCCAAAAAAGUUGUGAGCAUCCUCCAGGAUGGGUUUCCAAUCAGAAUCAAGGCCGUUAACAUAAUUAACGAGCCCAGGAUUUUCAAAGGCAUCUUUGCUAUAAUUAAGCCGUUUCUGAAGGAGAAGAUGGCAGAGAGGUACAUCCUCCACGGCUCAGACCUUCGCUCUCUGCACCGGAACAUCCCGCGGUCGGUUCUGCCGGAGGAAUACGGCGGCACCGCAGGCCAGCUGGACAUGAGUGCGUGGUCGAGACUGCUGCUGGACUGCGAGGAGGAGUUUAUAGUGGAGUUCUGCCAGCCGGAUCCACUAGAGGGCGUGGUGCUCCCAGACUCCAUGAUGUUUGAAGGAGCGCAGGCCAGCGGGCAGGAUGACGACACCUUCAGAGGGCUGCGCUCUCAGCUGUACUACUGUUACUGAUGCACACUGUAGAUGCGUACACUCCCGUCACUGAGAGGACAUUUUCUGUUUCAUUUGAAACAUUUGUGUAGACUUUUACAGGGCAAGUUGCCAAUAUUAUACAUGAAUUAUUUUACUAAGCAGCACUAUUAUAGGUGGAAAGUCUUCUCUGGUUUUUACGUAGCCCAGCAUUCACUAUUGGUCAAAGGCAGAUCCAGGAUCUAGAGAAGAGGCUUUUGACAUGAGCUAAUGCAUGUUUACCUUUUCCUGGUGGCCUCUGUGAAUUCAUUGUUACUGAUGUUUAAAGGAGAGGUUUUUCAUUAAUUGGGUGUGCAUAUGUACAUUGAAACAGGUUUUUCUUGCUAUUCCUCUAAAAAUACUCAAGGAUGGCUUCCUAUUGUACAUCCAAAGUAAGAUUGGGGACAAAAUCUACAGUACCAGUUACACAAAUCUAGUGAGUUUCUUCUAAAGUUCCUGUCUUUGCUGAAAAAUCUCUCUUCAGCAGCUCAGCACACUAACAUAGUCAAAGGAACCACUAACUUUUGAAGUUACCCUCUUAAUUUGAAUGCUCAAGACUCUUGUGAGCUUCAGCUAAACAUUGAAAUACAUCUCUGCAUCGUAUGUGGACUGUAAAUCAGAAGCAGUUUCUCUAAUAUGAUUGGAGGAAUGACUACAGUAAGGUAAAGCUGUUUCAGUAUACAUAGAGCUACUUGAGCAGCAUUUAAAGACAGAUGGGGAAAUCUGUCUUUUAACAUCUUCAGAUGAAUUCUAAAAGCUCACACUUGUUCAGUUAGUCUAGUAUCUUCACAGUGGCUGUCAGUGCUACAUUAGUCAUUAGCAUUGAGUCUGCAUGGUUGCGUUGCUCCACAAUUCAGCUGAAAACAAAUGGAGACAGUUUCUGUGUGUGCAACCAUCCAAUAUAUUGCCUUAAACUGUUGCUAAAAUCAUGUUGGAUCUAUGUGCACCACAGCAAUCUUCAAGUGCAUUCUCAUCAGGGCUCAUGUUACAUAAGAGGAGAUCUACUUCAUUGUUAGAGCGGACAUAGAUUUCUGCUGUGACUGAGAGGAAGAGUAAUUUCAUAGAUUUACCGAUAAAUGUUUUAGCCGAACAUGUAACUCAUAUUUCUGAGCCUUUGUUUAGUUGAUGCUUUAGUUUUCUGGCUUGGAUCUUCUGAGAGGAUUAUUUUUCUAAGUUCAGAUUAUCCGCCUUAUGUUUUUUUUGGUAACCUUUUUUGACCUGUUUGCCUGUGUUUCAUCACGCAGUCUUAACACAUGGCCAUUACAGAUCACUAGUCACAGGCUGGAUAGAACAUUCAGUGCUGAUUCUUUUUAAACAUGUGGUAUGCCAAAUUGUACACCAGGCCAUGUACAGAAAUGUGCAAUAAUAUUUCAUCUGCUUUCUCACAGUAGCCCAAAGCUAUCUUAAGUAUUUUAGUUCAGUGUUUUGUAUGUUUUAUUUUGAGCAUGUCUGUGACUACAAACUGUGUAUUGUGUUGCAGGAUAUUUAUUGUUGGUAGUGAAGACAGUAAAGUAAAGCUCUAUUAGAGAAAGUGCCA